Molecule: messenger RNA, 11985 nt
Organism: Penicillium oxalicum
Lineage: Eukaryota; Fungi; Ascomycota; Eurotiomycetes; Eurotiales; Aspergillaceae
Product: Hybrid PKS-NRPS synthetase lepA
Exons: 2
Coding region: 1-11985 (3994 amino acids)
Biological process (GO): secondary metabolite biosynthetic process; fatty acid biosynthetic process
Molecular function (GO): 3-oxoacyl-[acyl-carrier-protein] synthase activity; fatty acid synthase activity; phosphopantetheine binding
Source: RefSeq, a predicted model, not a curated record
AUGUCUCCCUCUAUCCCUGAACCCAUUGCUAUCGUUGGCUCCUCGUGUCGGUUUCCCGGCUCCUCCUCCUCUCCAUCCAAGCUCUGGGACCUUCUGCGCGAGCCCCGGGAUGUUCGUCGCAACCUGUCCCAAAAUCUAAAUCUACAGCGUUUCUACCACCCCUCCGGUGAAAACCAUGGCUCGACCGAUGUCAAGGGCCUAGGGUAUCUACUGGCUGAAGACAGUCGACUCUUCGACCCAGCAGUCUUCGGUAUCAGCCCCUACGAAGCUGAGACCAUCGACCCCCAACAACGUAUUCUUCUGGAAGUUGUAUACGAGAGCAUGGAGAACGCUGGGUACACUCUAGCCCAGAUGCGAGGCUCACAAACCUCGGUACACGUGGGUGUCAUGACUGACGACUAUCAUGACAUCCAGCUACGCGACCUGGAAAGUCUUCCGCAGUAUACUAGUACAGGAACUGCGCGGAGCAUAAUGGCAAAUCGCAUUUCAUACGUCUUCGACCUUCAUGGGCCCUCGGUGACAAUUGACACUGCAUGCUCAAGCUCACUCGUUGCCCUUCAUCAGGCGGUGCAGAGUCUCCAGCUUGGCGAGGCUACUUGUGCCGUUGUCGGUGGUGUUAACCUGAUCUUCGACCCUGCAAUGUAUAUCGCUGAGUCAAAUUUGCACAUGCUGUCUCCUGACUCCCAGUCACGCAUGUGGGACAAGGCUGCCAAUGGCUACGCCCGUGGUGAGGGUGCAGCUGCUGUACUACUGAAGCCUCUCAGUCAGGCCCUUCGUGACAAUGAUCAUAUUGAAGGUCUCAUUCGCGGCAGUGGGGUCAACUCAGAUGGUCAAAGCCCUGGAAUUACAAUGCCCACCGCCACCGCCCAAGCAGCCCUUAUUCGAGCCACCUACAAACGUGCAGGACUUGAUCCAAUCAAGGAUCGCUGCCAGUAUUUUGAAUGCCAUGGAACCGGCACUGCUGCUGGUGACCCAGUUGAAGCACAAGCAAUUAGUGAAGCGCUAUUCGAGGAGGCCACCUUCACCAAUGAGACGACAGACACACCCCCUCUGUAUGUCGGCUCAAUCAAGACAGUCACUGGUCAUCUUGAGGGAUGUGCCGGACUAGCAGGCCUCCUCAAGGCGCUUGUGUCAAUCAAGAAUCGUAUUAUACCCCCAAAUAUGCUUUUCAAUGAACUCAAUCCGAAGAUUGAGCCAUACUACGGCCGCAUGCAGAUCACCACUGUACCUAUCCCAUGGCCCAAUGUUGGACCCGGUGCUCCUCUGCGAGUAAGCAUUAAUAGCUUUGGCUUUGGAGGUACCAAUUCCCAUGUUAUCCUGGAGAGUUACGAGUCCUCAGGCCAGAGAAAUCUCGAGCUCGCUUCUAAGAAGAAUGCGUUACUGGGUCCUAUUGUGCUUUCUGCGCAUUCAGGUGCUUCGCUCCUGGGAAACGCGAAAAACAUGUUGCAGUACUUGAAAGACAACCCCUCCGUCAAUUUAUCCGACUUUAGCUACGUAUUACAGACCCGAAGAACAUCCCACCGGGCUCGUGCUUUCUUCUCCUCGUCUUCUCAUCAGGGACUAAUAAACAAACUACAAGAUUUUGUUGGUGAUAAUGAGAAGAUAUCGAAAAAGAGUACAAUUGGGAUUCGUCACCAGCCAGUCAACUCUAGUGAAACACCUGGCAUCUUAGGUGUGUUCACUGGACAAGGCGCUCAGUGGCCGCGCAUGGGCCGCAUGCUACUGGACCAGUGUCCGCUCUUCCGGGAUGUGCUGGAACGAUGUGAUGCCACCCUCCAGGCAUUGCCAGAUCGCCCAGAGUGGCUUCUGGUAGAUGAACUGUGCAAGCAUGCCGAAGUCUCACGCGUGGGGGAAGCAGCCAUAUCGCAGCCGCUAUGCACUGCCAUCCAACUGGGCCUGCUGGAGGUGCUUUUUUCCAGUGGAAUUCACUUUGAUGCCGUCGUCGGGCAUUCCUCAGGCGAGAUUGCCGCGGUCUAUGCCUGUGGAAUUAUCUCUCUGUCUGCCGCCAUGCAAAUUGCUUUUUACCGUGGUCGAUAUGCCAGUCUCGCGGAGGGCGCAAACGGGGAGGCUGGUGCUAUGAUGGCCGUGGGAAUCAGUCACAGAGAAGCCCAAAAGUUCUGUCAGAAGUCUGAAUAUCAGGGACACAUUAGUGUGGCUGCCAGUAAUGGUGUUCAGAGUGUCACCUUGUCGGGUGACAGUGAGUUCAUCCAACGAGCCAAAGAACAUUUUGAGAGCGAGAAUGUGUUUGCUCGCCUGCUGAAGGUUGACACCGCUUAUCACUCUCAACACAUGAAGCGCUGCGCUGGCCCAUAUCUUCAAUCUCUCGAGGCCUGUAAUAUUCAAGUCAGACAGCCACGAGAGGGUUGUUUCUGGAAUUCUAGCGUCCGGGGUGAUACCGAGCUUCUCCGUGGUGAUCUUCGGUCCCUCAAAGGCCCAUACUGGGUUCAAAACAUGGUUCAGACAGUGUUGUUUUCGCAAGCAGUGCGAUCCUCAAUCUGGCACGGUGGUCCCUAUGAUGUGGUGAUCGAGGUCGGACCUCAUCCUGCCUUGAAAGGGCCAACAGAGCAGACGCUGCAAUCUGCAUUUGGCGCUACGCCUACCUAUACUGGUGUCCUGAAGCGUGAUAGUAAUGAUGUCGAGGCACUAUUUGACGCGAUCGGGGUUGUCUGGGCCCACCUGGGACCGCAGUUCGUCAACUUUGAGGGACUCUGGCGAACCUUGGUGCCGGAUAGUACUCAACUAAGCCCAAGACUCUUAAAAGACUUACCGAACUAUUCCUGGGACCAUGAGCGAGUGUACUGGCGGGAAUCCCGCAUCUCGGCAAAAUUUCGCAGAGGAAAUGACUUGUUUCACGAGCUGCUUGGCCGGCGCACUCAUGAUGACACCGACAGGGAGCUGCGCUGGCGCAAUAUUCUUAAGCUCAGUGAGUUACCGUGGGUGCAAGGACACACGAUCAUGGACGAGGCUCUGCUGCCAGGUGCCUCGUAUGUGGCGAUUGCAUUCCAAGCAGGUCAUGUUAUUGCAGCUGGCAGGCGGGUUCAGUUGAUGGAGGUCCAGGAUGUCGAGAUCCGUCGGCCCAUCGUAGUACCGGAUUCGCGAGAGGGCCAGGAUACAAUCUUUACAGUCCAUCUGCUCGAUGCCCGUGAUCCCAAUAUGAUUGAGGGCCACUUCUCAUACUGUUACUGCUCUGAUACCAGUACUGGAGCCAUGGUGCGGACCUGUGAGGGCCGGUUGAUUAUCCACCUGGGAGAGACAACGGGUGACGAGCUACCGCCAUAUACCCCACCACCGCCCAAUUUGCUUUCGGUAGACACCAACGAGGGGUAUGAGGUUCUUGCCCAGGCGGGACUACUAUACAGCGGUAUUUUUCGUCGUUUGCAAGAUGUGGAGCGCCGUCUGGACUUUGCCGAAGCGAAGGCCCAGUGGGCGACUGAAGAACUUCGUGGCGAAUAUGUCGUCCAUCCUGCUUUGCUUGACGUGUCGUUCCAGAGCAUCUUCCAUGCUCGUGCUGACCCAAGCACUGGGAAACUACCGGUCUCUGUGUUGCCAGUGCAUAUCAAACGCGUGGCAGUCAAUCCCAAAGCUACCCUUGGGGCACAGACGGGUACCAUUCGCACCAUGACUCAGUCGUUUGUCACUGCACGAGACGGUCUCUCCCUCAGCGGUGAUAUUCACGUCUUUGAUGCCAUGACCGGAGAAGCAGCUCUUCAGGUAGAAGCCCUCUCGGUCAAACCGAUGGCUCCUCCGACAGCUGAGCAAGAUACACGACUCUUCUUCGAUACUGUCUUUAUGGCAGAUCCGUCGCUUAAUUUACUUGAGCCGCAGCGCAACCCAGUUGACGACACACGAGAUAUGGCCCUCGUAUCGGAUAUUGACCGCGUCGUGCUCUACUAUGUCCAGCGCGUUCUUGAGCAAAUUGACCCUGACGAAGUCGCAGGUUUUUCAUGGUACUUUAAGCGUAUGCUGGACGCCUAUGAGUACUGGGUGGAGCUCGUCCGUGCUGGCCGUCACCCCGUGGCACCGAGUAGCUGGCUAGCCGACGAAUUUGAGGUAAUCGAUGAGAUCUACACCCGCUGGCCCGGGCAGAUCGAGCUCGAGAUCGCGCGCGCGAUUGGUGAAAAUAUCGUGGACGUGAUGCACGGUAAAAUGCAAAUGCUGGAGGUCUUAAUGGAGAAUGACCGGUUGGGUCGCAUGUACUACGAAGGCUGUGGGUUCACCAUCGUCAAUUCCGGCUUACGGAAUGUGAUGGAGCAGAUUUCAAACAAAUAUCCCCAGGCCAAAUACUUGGAAAUUGGCGCUGGAACAGGAUCGGCGUCGCACGCCAUCUUGAGCUCGAUUGGCACAACUUUCGAUAAUUACACUUAUACGGACAUCUCCACCGGAUUUUUUGAAAAUGCAGCCAAGCGUUUUGCCCAAUUUUCCCACAAAAUGGUGUUUAAGACAUUGGAUGUAGAGAAAGACGUUGUUGCGCAGGGCUACGAUAUGCACUCCUACGAUGUGGUGGUCGCCUCCAAUGUGCUACACGCCACAGGCAACCUACAGCUUACCCUAGAGAAUGCUCGAUCUCUUCUAAAGCCCGGUGGCUUUCUUCUUCUGAUAGAAAUCACCGGCAUCGAGAUAAUGCGGGUCGGCUAUAUUAUGGGCGGACUACCUGGUUGGUGGCUUGGGGCAAAGGAAGGCCGCCGCUUCCACCCCGGCCUAACAACCGAGGAUUGGGACCGCACCCUGCAGGACACCGGUUACUCUGGGGUGGAUCUGGCCUUCCAUGACUUGCCUGAUUCUGACAGGCAUUGUAUGUCUUUGCUGGUCAGUCAGGCCGUUGAUGAGACUGUGCUACAGCUACGCGAGCCACUGGGAUACAUUGAGGAUGUUCCCAAGACUGAUAACUUACUUCUUAUCGGCGGCCGUACACUGCCUAUCUCCAAGCUCACUAGUACUGUUCAACGUCUUGCUGGAUCAUCCUGGCGCAGCCGAGUGGUUGUUGCCCACGAUAUCGAGGCGGUUGAUUUCUCGCUCCUCUCAUCGAGCGUGGACGUGGUCUGUCUGCAGGAGCUUGACGCACCGCUUUUUUCCAACCCUAUCACACCGAAAAGACUCGAGGCUCUUCAGGCCAUCAUUCUGCAUUCCAGAAACGUGCUCUGGGUAACCAAGGGCAGAAGAGCGGAGAACCCCUAUCAGAAUAUGUUUCUCGGGAUGGCCCGAGCUAUAUGGAAGGAAAUGGCGCACGUCACCAUUCAGUCACUGGAUGUGGAAACGAUCACCAAUCCAAACAAUGUGGCACGCACUAUUCUCGAGACAUUUCUACGCAUGAAAAUUUUGUCCGGGGUGGACAAUCAAUCUACACUGCUUUGGACCCGCGAGCAGGAAUUGAUCAUUGAGGACGGCGAGACACUUAUCGCCCGUCUUCGUCCCAACCAAGAACUAAAUGAUCGAUACAAUGCUCGCUAUCGCACGGUGACAAAGUCCGUCAAUGGCUCUCAUGCAGCAAUCCACCUCAUCCAGCAGGGUGACAAAAUGGCUUUUACCGAGACUGAUGAUCAUCAUCCUGCCGAUACCAUUGAGCAUGUGACUAUUGAAACAUCUUUUUCGCUCACUGUUCCCGGUAAUAGCAGUCAGGGUUCAACCUACCUCGUUGUUGGUCGUGAGAUAGAAGUGGGGACUCCAUUAUUGGCGGUUUCACAUAUUGAUGCUUCUAUGGUACGCGUUCCGCAGACAGAUACGAUGCCCAUUGACGAGGUGUCUUGCAACGAACUCUUCCUGGAGAGAUUUCUCAACAACAUAUUCAGCGACACGCUAUUGAACCGCAUCGCAGCCCGGGGGUCUGUAACUCUCUACCAGCCCCGAAAUGGACUUGCCGCAGUUAUUGCUGCAACAGCUGAGGACCGUGGUAUUGAGGUUUUCUUUGUGUGUUCCACCUCCGGAGACGUGGUGGUUCCCGAAAACUGGAUCCGGAUGCAUCCUCACAGUUCUCCUCGAAUUAUUCAAAGUUUGCUUCCUCGCAACGACUCAAUCUUUGUGAACUGCUCUGGAUCGUCCAACUAUCUCACUUCCGCUAUUCAUUCAGUACUGCCGUCUCAUUUGCCAGUUCUAGAGCUGGAAAGUUGGGUGUUCCAAACAGGGCUCAGCGUUCUACGAGAUUGUGGCUCACUUGCUGCCGGAUAUGACAGCCUGCUGAGUCGUUUGCCCAGAUUGAAUGCAGCCUUACCUCUUUCGGGUGACCUCCCACUGUUCAAUAUGGAUCAGAUUGCUGGCGCCAAGGCUUCCCUGCAAGAAAUUACUCACAUCACUUCCUGGGAAAAAGCCAAAGAUUCUUUGACUCUUGUUGUUCAGCCCCCCGACCCGACCACUAUGUUUGAUGCCAGGAAGACCUAUCUAAUGGUUGGAAUGGCCGGUGGUCUCGGUCUGUCAAUUUGUGAGUGGAUGCUGAGGCAUGGAGCGAAACAAAUGGUUAUCACUAGUCGAAAUCCUGAAAUCCAUUCCCAGUGGCUGGCAGAUGCGCGACACAAGGGCGCUAUUGUGCAUGUCAAAUCGAUGGAUGUCAAUGACCGAGCCUCGGUCGAUACCACCGUGCGCUGGAUCCAAGACACUCUGCCCCCUAUUGCUGGUGUUUGCAAUGCAGCCAUGGUGCUGACAGAUCGGAUGUUUGCCAACAUGGAUGCCGACGCGAUCAAUCAGACGCUGAAUCCAAAGGUGAACGGCUCCAAGUACCUGGAUGAGGUAUUUGCCAAUACUCCUUUGGACUUUUUCAUCUUGUUAUCCUCCUGUGGUGCCAUCAUGGGCUCCAAGGGGCAAUCGAAUUAUCAUGCAGCCAACAUGUACAUGUCCGCCCUUGCCACCCAACGUCGCGAACGUGGGUUUGCUGCCUCAAUAAUUCACAUUGGUUUUGUCACAGAUGUCGGCUACACGACCCGAAAUAAAGGCACCCUCAAAGAUGUCUGGGCUCAGUUUGAGUUCAGGUUCCUCUCGGAGAUGGACGUACACCAUGCAUUCGCAGAGGCCAUAGUUUCCGGCAGACCUAACAGCCACCGAUCGUGUGAGGUGGGCGUCGGUAUUAACCCCUUGACAGAGCCAUUCACAGCAGACCGCAAGCCUGCAUGGGCCACAGACCCGCGAUUCUCGCACUAUCUUCCCUCUACGAACCUCCAAAAUGAAGUCGUGGCUCGAUCCAGACAAGAGGAUCUCAAAGAGCGCCUCAUGGACGUGAGCACAGAAGACGAGGCUGUGAAGAUCACACAGAAAGCUUUCUCUAGCAAACUAGAGACUAUGAUGCAGUUGCCCGUGGGCAGCGUCUCAGUCCAAGUGUCCCUCAUCGAGCUGGGCAUCGACUCCCUGGUCGCUGUGGAUAUUCGCAACUGGUUCUUGCGUGAGCUGGGUGCAGAUAUUCCCGUUCUAAAGAUCCUUGGUGGCGACUCAGUUGCCCACAUCUGCACCAAUGCUGCUAAACAGCUGCUGGCACAGAAAGGGGGCCAGGAAGCCUCCGAGCAAGAGGAAGUCGAGCCCGAGAGCACAACCCUGCAUGUGUCUCAGGGCUCAUUGCACACCCCAUCCGAAGGCCUCGAAUGUACGGAGACCAGCUCGGUCGGUGGUACCGAAAAUACACCCUUAACAUUCACUAGCAGCUCUCCUAGUGUUACCGAUACCGUGGAGAAGAGAGACAAGGGCGAUAGCAGUGUUGAAGAGGGUCCUAAUGCGCAGAUUGACCCUGAUGAUCGUGACUAUAGCCCAGAUAUAAUUGAGACUGAACGUCUUUCCUCUGGCCAGUCACGCAUAUAUAUUCUCUCGCGGUUUCUCAACAACCCCACUGAUUAUAAUCUAGUAUUUCAGUUUGAAAUCGAUGGCCGCCUCGACAUGGAGCUUCUCCGCGACGCCUUUACAGUCACCACACAGCAUCAUGAGUCACUUCGAACGUGCUACUUUGUACGCCAGGAAGACAACCAGCCCAUGCAAGGUGUUCUGGCCUCUCCUGUGGUGCGUUUUCAGCAUGUCCCUGAUGCCACCGCCGACCAAAUCGCCGCCGAGGUGGCCCUUGGCAAAUCCCGGAUCUGGGACCUUGAAAGAGGCGAUACAAUGGCGAUGACUGUAUUUUCGCUAUCUCCGAAGUCCCACACCAUGGUCUUCUCCUACCAUCAUAUCAUCAUGGACAGUACUGGGUGGCGUGUCUUCUUCCAGGACCUGGCUUUGGCCUAUCACAUGGAGCCACUCCAACAUGCCAGUAAGACAUAUGUGGAGUACACACGAAAACAGAUUGCGCAACAACAGACUGGUCAUUUCCAGUCGCAGCUACAGUACUGGAAGCAAGAGUACUCUUCCGUCCCACCUGUUCUCCCCUUGCUACCCAUGUCCAGAGUCAAGACACGCCCUAACGCGCAGAGCUCCGGAAUCACCUACUCGCGGCUUGAGAUCGGCUAUGAGGUUGCACAGGCAAUGAAAGCGUCAUGCCAGAAACUGCGUAUUACCGCCUUUCACUUUCACCUGGCUGUCUUUCAGGUCAUGCUCUCCCAAUUGGCUGGAGUAGAUGAUAUCUGUAUCGGCGUGGCGGACGCUAACCGGUUGGAUGGCGAGUUCGCAGAAACGGUGGGAUUCUUUAUGAACAUGCUUCCCGUACGCUUCCACGUCUCUCCAAAUGCCAAGUUCUCACAAAUUGCCCAGGGCACGGCUCGGAAAGUCUUGGGAGCGGUGCAAAACUCGGCGGUGCCCUUUGACAUGAUACUUGAUGAUUUACACGUGGCGAGAUCAUCCUCCCAUACCCCCUUAUUCCAGGCCGCCAUCAACUAUCAACUGAGGGUGGCCAAGAAGCUACCUUUUGCUGGUAGUUCCUUAACACUGCUCGAUGCGCAGGAUGCAAAGAACCCCUACGACCUCAGCUUAGGCAUUAUUGAGUACCACUCCGAGGGCUUUAUCCUGGAUAUGUCAUGCCAGGAAUCCUUGUAUGACGCAGCUGCGACUCGCACCAUUCUCGAUACUUAUGUCCAGAUUCUGGAAGGCGUGGUCUCAAACACAUAUAUGACCGUUGCGAAAAUUCCUAUCCACGCUCCCAUAGCUGUGAUUGACGCUGUCCGUCUGGGUCAGGGCCCUCAGGUUGACUUUAGCUGGCCAGCGACAUUGUCUCAACAGUUUCAAGCAAUACAUGAGACAAACUGUGAGAAUUUGGCCAUUUGUGACGGUGAUCAAUCACUCACCUACGACCAGCUCACUGAUCGUGUGAAUUCUAUCGCCUCUGCCCUCAGGACCGUUGGACACACAACUAGUUUGCGGGUUGCCGUCUUAUGCCGGCCUUCUGUUGACUUUACAGCCUCUAUGCUAGCCAUCUUGCAUAUUGGGGCACUCUAUAUCCCACUAGACAUCAGUCUUCCUCCGGCACGUCAUGCCGCAAUCAUCGACAGCGCUCGACCCAGCGUGGUGAUUUGUCAUGAUGCGACUAUCGAGCUGGCUAGCCAACUCGGUGCCGGAAGCGAGGGCAAUCGCAUGCCCAUCAUCAGCGUAGAUGAUGUUGAGGCGGCGAAGGAGAGGGUUCCGUGCAAUGCCCGACCUGAAGCUCCAGCUGUUUUACUGUACACCAGCGGCUCUGUCGGAAAGCCCAAAGGAGUGGUCUUGACGCAGGCUAACUUUGUGAAUCACAUUGCGCUCAAGAUCCACGAACUAAAUCUACGCCCGGGAUGCGAGAAGGUCCUGCAACAGAGCUCGCUAGGCUUCGAUAUGUCUAUCAUUCAAACAUUCUGUGCUCUAUGCACUGGUGGCAUCUUGUCCAUUGUGCCGUACGAGUCACGGCGGGAUGCACUCCAUAUCACUCAGCUAAUGAGCAAGCAUCGGAUCACCAUAACCAUUGCCACGCCAUCCGAGUAUCUCACCUGGCUGCACUAUGGAUGGGACUCGUUAGUGCAGUGUGUCGACUGGCGUUGGGCAUGUAUGGGCGGCGAGGUGGUCCAGCCUCCCCUAAUGCGCGAAUUUCACCGACUGGGUCUGGCAAACCUAUCUUGUCUGAAUUGCUAUGGUCCAACUGAGAUCACUGCAGCAGCGACUUUCCACCGUAUCUCGCUGAAGGAAGACGUGUUCAAAUUGGAGAGCACGGUGGGCAAGGCAAUUCCAAACUACACCCUACGCAUCGUUGACUUCUCUGGACGAACUCAGCCUGUGGGAUUUCGAGGCGAAAUCUGUAUCGGGGGUGCCGGGCUGGCACUUGGCUACUGGGAGUCGCCGGAAGAGACAGCACGGGCAUUCUUUAUUGACGGAUCGUCAACCCGUUGGUAUCGAACUGGCGAUCAGGGUCAAUUGACAGCUGAUGGCUCUCUUGUCUUCCUUGGUCGCCUAGAGGGGAGUACACAAGUCAAAGUGCGAGGCCUUCGCAUCGAGCUGGAAGAAGUGGAAAAAGCUCUUCUAGAGGUCGGCGCUUCGCUAUUUUCAACAGUCGUGGUCACCGUACGAGAUGAUGCGCUGGUGGCCUAUGCUACGCCUUUGGUGAACCAGAGAGAUGAUAUUGAGCCUGCCAUUAUCACCCAAUUGUUAGCAGGGCUACCUCUGCCGCAAUAUAUGUGUCCGUCUCAGGUUAUCAUUGAUGACGACCUUCCUUGCAACAGUAAUGGCAAAAUUGACCGCAAUGCUCUUGCAACCUUGCCAUUUUCUGCACCCAGUCAGGAUUUAUACAAUCCGCAGACUGCGCCCAAGUUGAGCCUUCGGCAGAGUGAAUUACGUAUUCUGUGGGAGAAGGUCUUACCUCCAACCUCACACCCGCUGAUGGCGGAGUCAGACUUUUUCCUCGAAGGUGGAAAUUCGCUGCGGUUGCUCAAGCUGCAGCACGUAAUCAAAGAAUCUAUGGGAACCUCCAUCACCACACGUGAGCUGUAUGAGGCAUCGACUUUACAAAAGAUGACUAUGCUGGUUGACCUUCAGCGGGACCGCCAGACAGUCAAGAGCAAAUUAAUUGACUGGGAGGCUGAGACUGCCAUUCCUGAGUCGCUUAUUACCAUUGCUCAAGAUGCAAUAGGCGCCGUCGAACGAUCUCCAGUGGAUGACGACGAGCGUAUUGAGGUCUUGAUGACCGGGGCUACUGGAUUUCUCGGCGGGUCCAUCCUGAAGGAACUACUCCAGAACGUCCAUAUCCGUCAAGUCCACUGUGUGGCCAUUCUCCCAGACGAACAGGGUCAUCUACCACCUGAUCCCAAGGUCGUUCACUAUACGGGCAGCCUUUCCUCUCCCACCCUGGGUCUUUCCCCGUCAGAGUGUCUCGCAUUGCAAAAAAGUAUUGAUGUGGUCAUCCACGCUGGCGCCAACGGCCACUGUCUCAACAACUACACAUCUGUCCGAGAGGCGAAUGUACACUCAACUCAAUUUUUGGCCUCCUUAUGUGUUCCCCACUCUAUUCCCUUAUUGUACAUCUCCUCGCCCCGGGUUCCAUUGCUUACAGGUAACACCGCCCCUCUGCCAGGCCCCGUUCCCACUCAACCACCCACUACCGGUGUGGAAGGUUAUACCGCAUCCAAAUGGGCAAGUAAACAGUUCCUGCAGCGGAUUUCUAAUCACGCAUCUAUGCGGAUUGAGAUUCACCGUCCGUGCGUGGUGAUUGGUGAUCGAGCACCAGCGUCAGAUGCACUCAAUGCAAUCCUGCGAUACUCGCUGAAGAUGAAAUGUCUCCCAAAAUUUUCCCGCGUUGAAGGCUUUUUUGAUUUCAAAAAAGUAGAAGAAGUGGCGCAGGACCUGGUCUCGUCCACGGUCGCUCUGGGCCUUGGUCGGGGACAAUCUCAGACUGGGCGUGAGGCUAAGGUGCACUUCCAACAUCAUUCAAGUGGAAAGAAAGUCGCCUUUGCAGCGAUGGCGAAGCAUAUGGAAGAAAUGUACGGCGAGAAAUUCUCAGAGAUGGAGAUAUUGGACUGGCUUGAACGAGCCCUGAAGGAGGGAAUGGAUCCUUUGAUCUCCUCUUAUCUGGAGAGCUUGGUGGAGAACGGCGAUACGCUCCAAUUCCCGUAUCUGGGUGAGGUUCAUUCUUCCUAG